Messenger RNA from Macrosteles quadrilineatus (aster leafhopper), 2554 nucleotides. It is a transcript of the gene Hex-A, whose product is annotated as hexokinase type 2. Gene Ontology annotation, molecular function: fructokinase activity; ATP binding; mannokinase activity. Gene Ontology annotation, biological process: glucose 6-phosphate metabolic process; glycolytic process; intracellular glucose homeostasis. Lineage: Eukaryota; Metazoa; Arthropoda; Insecta; Hemiptera; Cicadellidae. The coding region runs from base 61 to 1485 and encodes 474 amino acids. The record is from RefSeq and is a predicted model, not a curated record. Gene Ontology annotation, cellular component: cytosol; mitochondrion. The transcript has 10 exons.
AGCUUCACCGCUCUCCAGUGUGUUCAGUUUUCAACUAGUGAGUGAGGUUAGUUUCCCGCCAUGCUGUCCACGGCGGAAAUGUUCGGCACUUUCUGCCAAUGCUACUGCAAUAUCAUCGACUGCACGCACCAGGACGUGUCACCGAAGAUUCGAGAACAAUGCAAAGACCUGCUCCUGUCAGAUGAACAGUUGAGGGAGGUGAUGGCUAAACUACUCGAGGCCAUCAAAAAAGGACUUGGAAAAAAUACUCACAAAGAUGCCACUGUCAAAUGCUGGACCACGUAUGUGCAGGACCUUCCUAAUGGCAAAGAACGAGGCAAAUUCUUGGCCCUCGAUCUCGGUGGAACUAACUUCCGAGUUCUUGUGAUUCAUCUGGACGAAAGCCACUUUGAUAUGCAGUCCAAGAUCUAUGCUAUCCCAGAGGAUAUUAUGACUGGCUCUGGUACGAAGCUGUUUGAUCACAUUGCUGAGUGCAUGGCCAACUUCAUGUCAGAGAAUGACAUGAAGAAUGAGAGGCUGCCUCUCGGAUUCACCUUCAGCUUUCCUCUGGAGCAGAUUGGGCUGACAAAGGGUAUCCUGAAAACCUGGACCAAGGGUUUCUCCUGCAGCGGCGUCGUGGGUGGAGACGUCGUCAAAAUGCUUGAGGACGCUAUCCGGCGGAGAGGUGAUAUUGAGAUAGAAGUUUGCGGAAUCCUCAACGACACCACAGGAACAUUGAUGUCCUGUGCCUGGAAAAACCAAAACUGCCGUGUAGGAGUCAUAGUAGGAACUGGCUGCAAUGCAUGUUACACUGAGAAAGUGGAGAAUGUAGAACUGUAUUCGGGAGACAAGAGCAAACCUCUGAUGGUUGUCAACACUGAGUGGGGCGCAUUUGGGGAGAAGGGAGAGCUGGACUUUAUGUUGACAGAGUUUGACAAAGAAAUGGAUCAGGCAUCAAUAAACCCUGGCAAACAGAUUUUUGAGAAAAUGAUUUCCGGAAUGUACAUGGGUGAGCUUGUGAGGCUCAUACUCCUCAAGUUGACUAAGGACAACAUUCUGUUUGGUGGAAAACCUUCUGAAGCUCUGCUCACCAAAUGGCGGUUCAAGACCAAAUAUGUAUCAGAAAUUGAGAGUGAGAAGAAGGGCGUCCACACAGCAUGUCGCACAGUGCUACAGAAGCUAAGUCUGACACACGCGUCUGACCAAGACUGUAUCAACAUACGGUACGUGUGUGAAUGUGUGUCUCGUCGUGCGGCGCACCUUGUCUCUGCCGGGGUGGCGACACUGCUCAACAGGAUGAACAUCCCAUCAGUCACAGUCGGGGUGGACGGCUCCGUCUACCGCUUCCACCCUUUCUUUCAUGAUCUCAUGAUGGAAAAGAUUGCACAAUUAGUCAACAAAAACCUCAAGUGUUCAGUAAUGCUGUCUCAGGAUGGUAGUGGCCUGGGUGGAGCGAUCGUAGCAGCAACAGUAAAGUGUAAAGUACAAAACCAUCGUUCGACCUAAUGCUGUCUGAGGAUGGUAGUGGGCGAGGUGCUGCAUUGGUUGCAGCCGUCGCUUGUCGUGAACGGUGAGAAUCAUACAACAGUAUUGUCGACGUCAGCGUAGACUACAUAUUGUUGGGCUGUUAAUUGUUGGUUUUUAAUACUUUUCUCGGGAUCAUUUUAGUCAGCAUUACUUAAUUUAAUUGUACUUAAUAUUUAUGUUGCUUCUUAUUUAAAUCAUAAUUUAUUAGUCCUUAAAGUUUUCAAAAUUUGGAAAAAGAACAAUAUGUAAGAUAACAAUAUGUAUGUUAAAGAAAGUGAAAUUUCUUCUCUUAGGAAGGUAAAACCAUCUCUUUAUAUUGGAUGACAAUAUGUUAGCAGUCUGAAAAUAACCGUUGAUGUUCAUGACUGUACAAAUUUAGUCUAUGCCUGUUAAAUACUUCUUUCUCCGAGUGAUGGGUAAACUAAACACACAACUGCCAUGUUACAUAGUUGAUCUCUAAACAUUCCAAAUUUUCUUUCUUUUUCCCUCUAUUACAUUUAUUUAUUUUUGAUUUGUCAUUGUAAUGUGUGGUUCAAUGUAUCAAUAGAAAAGCUAUUCCUUCCACAGCAAUAAGUCAUAUCAAAUAUUUAUUUUGAAGCAUAUAAGUUAAUAGUGAUCUUUUAUUCACAAAUUUAUCUUUUAUUCUAAAAAUUAGGGCCCAAACAAGCUUUUAAUUUUAAUACAUAUUUUUUAGCCUCGGUCUUUACUGGAGUAAUUGGGAAGAGAAUAUGGCUUGUGUGUUCAAAAUCAAGAUACCGAAAUGAAAGACCGGUGAUUUUUAUAAUACUAUUUUAUUGUACCUUAUACACUUUUUAUUGAUUAAACCUUUCUAGUUUCUAGAGUUUUGAUAUUAUUGUAAGCUAUUUUCCUAUGCCUAGUGUGAUUGUAAUUUAUAGAUCAUUAUUUUAAUAAUAUUGUAUAGUAUAUUUGAGAUUAUUGUUGAUUGAUCAAACAGUAUUUUGUUAUAAAUAGUUGUUGCCAUUUGUAAAGGUACGUGUUCCUUUUGUUAGGAGGAACGUGGUAAAUAAUAAAAUGUAUUGUCAAGUUA